Closterium sp. Yama58-4 is the source of this 1620-nucleotide messenger RNA. NCBI's taxonomy places the organism in Eukaryota, Viridiplantae, Streptophyta, Zygnematophyceae, Desmidiales, Closteriaceae. The record is from the annotation of a GenBank genome assembly.
AUGGCUACUCCUCCUGUACUCGCUUUUGAUGCUGAGGGCCGCCCGGUGAAGUUUGACACCUGGCUCGAUGACCUGCACCUCUACCUACAGCUCACUGCCAAGGAAGAUAUUUCACUGUACGAUCACGCCCUAGGCCACGCUACUGCACCUCCUACUACUGCUGACAGCACUCAGCGCUCACAGUGGCAGACUCGUGACGCUCACGCUCGCUUUGCCAUUCGCAACUCCCUGCCGCUAGAUGAGCGCGAGCACUUUGGCCAGCACAAGACUGCUAAGGAGCUGUACACUGCUGUAGUUGCUCGUUACUCCUCGCCUGCUUCUGCCGCACUAGGCCGCCUCUCCCUCCCCUACCUGUUCCCCGACCUGGCCUCCUUCCACACCGUUGCUGACCUCAUCACCCACCUCAAGACUAGUGAGGCCCGCUUCCGCGCAACUAUGCCUGCCGAGUUCCUAGCUAACAACCCCCCCCCGCUCUGGCUCGUUCUCUACCACCUAGUCACCCGCCUCCCUGACUCUCUGCGCGCAGUCAGGGAUCACUUUCUAGCUCGCUGCCCCACUGAGCUCACCAUUGCCCUCCUCGAGAAGGAGCUACUUGCAGCCGAGGCGAGUGUCGUCGCUGUAGGUGCCUCUCGUGGUGACCCCCGCACUCCUUUCUUUGAGGGGUGUUCCCCUUCCCCCCUCCUUCCCUCUGUCGCCUCUGCUUCUGCUGUCGACCUUCUUGGUGCUGAGAAGGUCGGGACCGCGUCUGCUUCGAGCGGGCGCCGCAGGACGAAGGGGGGCAAGGGUGGAGGUGGCGGCGGGGGCGGUAGGGGUGGAGGCGGUGGGGGUGGAGGAGGGGCUGGAGAGGCUAGUGGCGGCAGUGGGGGUGGUGACGGCAGCGGCGGGGGCGGUGGCAGGGGCGGGGGCGGCGGUGGGGGCGGAGGUGGUCGUGGCAGCGGCAGGGGAGGCGGUGGUCGCGGAGGUGGCGGCAGUGGUGGUGGCCGUGGAGGCGCUGGCGGUGGUCUGAGCCAGCAGCACACUCCGUCGCUCCAGGAGGCCCGUGAGUGGUAUGCCCAGCGUCUUAGCUGCACGUAUGUCAUCCGCACUGGUGACCGCACUGGUCAGCAGUGUGGGAGGCCGCACCCCACGCAGCGCUGUUUCGCGCGCCUUACCGACGCUUGGCGCACCCAGUUCCCUGAUGGCGCUGAGCUGCCCCGCUGGGCUGAUCUGGAGAGGAAGGGGGUUGAUAUCUGGGCUCUAGACUUUGAUGCUAUUCUCACUGCCAUGUAUGCCAUGUUUACUAGUGGAGAGGGUGCUCAGUACUUGUGUGUUCCGCCCGACCCGGGCAUUCUGACCAGUGAGACUGCCGCUCCAGGUGCUAGUGAGACUGCCGCUGCAGGUACUUGCGUGUCUGCUCCCUCAGGUGAUGGUGAGGCUGUCGCUCUAGGUGCUCGUGCGUCUGUCCCCCCUGGUACUGAGUCGACUGAGGCACUGCACACCUUCACCCUGGACUCAGGUGCUUCACGCUGUUUCUUUCGUGACCGCACUGUCCUUGAGCCACUUGCUCGGCCAGUUGCUGUCUCCCUCGCUGACCCCUCUGGGGGUCCGGUCAUUGCGACCUCCUCCACUGUGUCGAAAUAA